UGGAACAAUGUCCUUCUGCUGAGGAUUCUUUCAUCAUUUUGACCUUAUCUCGGGUCUGAGAGCGUACGAGUUCCCGUCAUCGUACGCUGCAAUAGGCAUCUCACAGACCAGCGUGGACGGCAGUAGAUACGCUGAGCCAUCAUGCCGAUCCCCUUUUAUCAUCCCAAACCGGCCCCAGAGGCUGCGUUUGAGGGCCAGGUGUUGCCCAUGUAUACCGCAAAUAUCUUUUCGAAAGCAGUGUUUCAAUGGAUUGCGCCUAUCAUGAAGGUCGGUUACUCGAGACCUAUUCAAGCGGACGACCUCUGGACACUCCCCGAGGAGCUUCAAUGCCAGAAUAUAGCCGAUAUCCUGGAAGCCAACUAUAAUCAACGACUGCCACCGUCCAGGCGGCUGGCAAAAUUCCGCCCCAGCGACAUCAGGCUCAACGAAAAGACCACGGAUUAUGAUGAAAAGUCGUACGAUGUGGAACUGGCUGAUAGGGGUGAUAGGGGUGCAGGCGAGGAAGAAGAAGCUGUCGCUGAAAUUCUGUCUGAUAUGGCCCCGGGAGUAGGAAUGAAGGAUGCUACCACUGGACAACUGCCUGAAAUCGUCACACUCCCUUCGGAAUCCUCGAGCGUCACACGUCAGGAGCCAGCAUCCAAGGAGUCAGAAGUCAAGACAGGAGGAGAUCCGAAAACAAAACCCGCAGCAGACCCAGAGCUGGUCAAGAAGUAUGGUUCCCGCAAGGCCAAAAAGAUCGCGGCGGGCAAGAUGGCGGUAGAGGAUGGCAUAGUCUACGACAUGAGUCUGGUCAGGGCAAUCUACACUACGGUCCGCUUCGAGUGGUACCUGGCCAAUCUCUUCUAUGCUCUCGGAUCCCUUCUUCGAGUCACUGCCCCUCUCAUCACGCGACAAAUGAUCGAACAGCUCGAGAUCGCUAACGCGUAUCAUAAGGCCGAACAACGGGGCGACACGACAGGCUUCCCCCGCCCCAAAUCUGUCGGAUACGGCAUUGGUCUGGCCUUUGCCCUUUUCGUUAUGGAGCUUGGAGGAUCAGUCGCAGUCUACCAGUCACAGCAGCGAGGUUCCGUCAUUGGAUUUUCCACUCGAGCCGCCUUGAUUGACUUGAUCGGUCGCAAGUCUAUGCGCUUCUCCAACAAGUCCCGUAUAGAAUUCCCUAACGGACGACUGGUCACCAUGGUCUCGGCGGAUGCCUCUUUCCUCGACUUCGCCGCUCCCAUGACUGUCAACUUGACAGUCCAGCCCUUGCAAAUCCUGAUUGGAAUGGGUCUUCUCAUCUACACUUUGGGUUAUUCCGCUCUGGUCGGUUUGGCUGUAUUGGUUUGCGCUUCGCCCAUCCAAGGCCGCAUGUUUAUCCGAAUGAUCACAUACCGUCACGCUCAGAUGCAAAUUGUCGACAAGCGUGUUAGAUUGCUCGGUGAAAUCAUCAACAACAUUCGGGCGGUCAAGCUGUACGCCUAUGAGAACUUUUUCGGCGAAAAGGUCUCGCAAUAUCGACGUCAAGAGCUCGCGAAAUUGAGAAAGAACGGUAUCAAUCGUGCUACCAUGACUUCGACGAUGUCUUUCAUCCCAAUUCUUGCUGCAGUCUUGACAUAUGUUACCUAUGGCUUGAGCGGGCAUAGGCUUACCGCUGCCGUCGUGUUCUCGGGUCUGCAAUACUUCAACGUCCUUAGACAACCCAUCUCCUUCCUCCCUAUGGCGUUCACAGCCGUUUCCGAUGCAGCUGUAGCCGUUGGCCGAAUCGGAGAGGCACUGAGGGCCGAUGAAUUGCCAAAAGAGAUUACCAUCAAGCCUGAUGCCCCGCACGCUAUCACCGCUACGGGAUCGUUCCAAUUCGAUUCUGUCCUACCAUCAAACAACACUACAGGAGGUGGUUUCUUUGGUGGUCGGAACCGGGCGCGGGCGAGCGCUGAGAAGAAGAAUGCUAAAAAGCUGAAAAAAGAAGCCCGAGAUCGCAAGCAAAAGGGUUUGCCGCCGCCUGAGCCCGAGAAACCCAAACCUGAGGAAGGAACACCAUUCUCCUUGCGAGACAUUUCCCUUCGUGUCCCCAGAGGCGCGCUUGUGUGCAUCGUCGGACGAGUAGGAACCGGCAAGACUUCCCUUCUCUCUGCGCUGAUCAACGAGAUGCGGCAAGUGCAAGGCGAAGUCGUUUUCGGAGGACCCGUCAGUUAUGUACCGCAACAGGCCUGGGUCCAGUCUGGCACCAUUCGAGACAACAUCACCUUUGCGUCGAAACCCGAAGAUGUCGAUUCGGACAGGGUCGACGAAGUCGUCGAGGCCUGCGCCUUGGCUCCAGAUAUUAGCAUGUGGGCUGAUGGUGAUCAGACAAGGAUCGGAGAGCGAGGAAUCACUCUCUCAGGUGGUCAGCGACAGCGAAUUUGCCUCGCGCGUGCGGCGUAUGAUGUGAAGAGCGAAGUCGUUCUGCUCGAUGACCCAUUGUCGGCCGUGGACGCUCACGUUGGUCAUCAUCUGCUACACAAGUGUAUCCUCGAUGGUCCCCUAGCGAAGAAGACUCGAGUCCUCGUGACUCACCACCUCGACGUUCUACCUCUCGCCGACCUCGUCAUCGUCAUGGACAGAAACGACAACAACGAGGGACGCAUCAUCCAGCAGGGGCGAUAUGACGAAUUGCGUGAUCAAGAGGGUGUCUUCCGCACUUUGAUGGAGGAGUUCGGAUCUACGGGCACACAUACCGAGGCCGCUGAAGAGAAGGAACUCGAGAAGACAGAGAAGCCCAAGGAAGGUGGAGGCAAGUUGUUGUUGGAUGAGGAGCGAGAGUAUGGUGCAGUCUCCUGGCGAGUGUACUCCAAGUAUGGAUCUGCGAUGGGAGGAUGGCGCUGGGUCGGUCUCUGUGCUGUGUUCCUGUGCGUCACUCAGGCAGCAAACGUGGCAAACUCGUUGUUCCUCGGGUUCUGGAGUGGAGACGAAAUCCAUUCUUUUGCCCAAGGCGAUUACAUGGCAGUCUAUGCCUGUCUCGGUCUCGCGGUUGCCAUUUUUACAUGGCUUGCAACAUACACCAUGAUUCUUGCCGGUAUUCGAGCCUCUUUCCUAUUGUUCAACGGUGCAUGGAAAGCCGUCAUGAGAAGUCCAGUGGGUUGGCACGAUAGGACACCCACCGGACGAAUCAUCAAUCGACUCUCGAAGGAUAUCGAAAUGCUCGACGACCGUCUUGCUCAGGUGUGGAAUCAGCUCUUGACUAACGCACUCUCCGUGGUCGGCACAUUUGCACUCGUGAUCUAUUCCUUCCCCUGGUUAGGUUUCGCCUUCAUUCCAUUAUGCUUCCUCUAUUACAUUGCCGCCUCUUACUACCGCAUGUCUUCACGAGAGGUCAAGCGAGUCGACUCCAUUCUGAGAAGUUCAAUCUAUGGUUCCUUUGGCGAGCAAUUGGCAGGCAUGGCCGUCAUUCGUGCUUUUGCCCAGCAACUGCCAUUCACCAAACGGAUGCAGGCCUCGAUCAAUCACGAAUGUCAGGCAUACAUCGUGACAAUCACCAUUCAAAGAUGGCUAGGAAUGCGCCUGGAUCUGAUGAGUUUCACGCUGGUCCUCUUGAUUUCCAUCUUUGGAGCCCUCUUCAGAGAUCAGGUCAGCCCAUCCAAGUUUGGGGUUGUCUUGACCUACUCUCUACAAGCUGCAUCCGUCUUCUCUCAAUUGGUCUCGCUAUUCGCUCAGAUGGAGCAGGAAAUGAACAACGUCGAGCGUGUCCAGUACUAUAACGACCUUGAAGUCGAGGCUGCCCCGUCCCUAGAGACCGACCCGAAACCAGAGGAGUGGCCUCUUCACGGUCUCGUAGAAUUUGACAAAGUCCAACUCCGCUACCGUGAGGGCCUUCCCUUGGUCCUCAAAGACCUCAGCUUCACCAUCAAGGCGGGAGAAAAGGUUGGGAUCAUUGGCCGUACAGGCGCUGGCAAGAGUAGUAUCGCUCAAGCGUUGUUCCGGAGCGUCGAAUUAAGCGGCGGAGAGAUCAAAGUGGACGGAGUGAAUCUUAGAACGGUCGGCCUGGAUACUGUCCGAUCUCGCUUAGGAAUCAUCCCUCAGGAUGCCUUCCUGUUUGCCGGAACCGUUAGGGACAAUAUCGAUCCCGAACACAAGCACACCGACGAGGCUUUGGACCGCUUUGUCAACCUCAUUCACAUCAAUUCGGGCGGAUCUAAGAGUUUCAAGGACAAGUUCAAGCUGGAGUCAGUGGUUCUGAAUGAAGGCAGCAACUUCAGCGCAGGCGAAAGGCAGCUAUUGGCUCUCAUCCGUGCCUUGGUCCGAAACUCUCAAGUGCUUUUGUUGGACGAGGCGACAUCCUCGGUCGAUCCCGAGACCGAUGCUGUGAUUCAACGUAUCAUUCAAACUGAGCUCUCGACCGUUACCCUCAUUUCCAUCGCACAUCGACUGCAGACUGUGGCAUACUACGAUAGAAUCCUGGUCAUGGACAGCGGAAGCAUUGCAGAAUUUGACACGCCGUUGGCCUUGUUCGAUACACCUGGUUCAAUCUUCAGAGGCCUGUGUGAUACAAAGGUGGGUUCGCAUGAUCGGCUCUGCUGACUUUGCGCCAGCAUUUGAAUCGAGAAGACAUU
This is a messenger RNA of Kockovaella imperatae, 4565 nucleotides long. RefSeq names its product P-loop containing nucleoside triphosphate hydrolase protein. Gene Ontology annotation, molecular function: ABC-type transporter activity; ATP hydrolysis activity; ATP binding. Gene Ontology annotation, biological process: transmembrane transport. Gene Ontology annotation, cellular component: membrane. The transcript has 21 exons. The record is from RefSeq and is a predicted model, not a curated record. NCBI's taxonomy places the organism in Eukaryota, Fungi, Basidiomycota, Tremellomycetes, Tremellales, Cuniculitremaceae. The coding region runs from base 142 to 4533 and encodes 1463 amino acids.